This is a messenger RNA of Colletotrichum chrysophilum, 1401 nucleotides long. RefSeq lists its product as uncharacterized. Gene Ontology annotation, biological process: transmembrane transport. Gene Ontology annotation, cellular component: membrane. Lineage: Eukaryota; Fungi; Ascomycota; Sordariomycetes; Glomerellales; Glomerellaceae. Bases 1 to 1401 code for a protein of 466 amino acids. The transcript has 5 exons. The record is from RefSeq and is a predicted model, not a curated record. Gene Ontology annotation, molecular function: transmembrane transporter activity.
AUGGACAAGAACGAUAUGACUAGCGACCAGCAUGAACAUGCCAUCGGGAAGGACGUCGAUCUGCCCGCCGUCGAUUAUGUCCCGGGCAGCGACGAGGAGAAGAAGCUCGUGAGGAAGAUUGACAUGUAUCUCCUCCCCUUGAUGUGGCUCAUGUACCUUCUUUCCUACAUGGACAGAACCAACAUCGGCAACGCCAAGAUCGCCGGCAUGGACAAGGACCUUGGCCUCGACUCUGGCAAAUACUCGAUCGCCCUCAUCGUUUUCUUCAUCGGAUACGUCCUAUUCGAAGUCCCCUCCAACAUGCUCCUCACCCGCACCCGUCCCAGUCUCUACCUCCCCGGCAUCAUGGCGGUGUGGGGCUCGGUGACCAUCGGAAUGGCCUUCUGUCCAACCUACGAAGCCCUCGUUGGUUUCCGUGUUGUCAUGGGUUGCCUUGAGUCCGGUUUUGCUCCCGGUGUCCUGCUCCUCCUUUCCUCCUGGUACAAGAAGGAGGAACAGUCCAAGCGAUUCGCCGUCUACAUCUCCGCCGCCAUCCUCUCCGGUGCUUUCGGCGGUCUCCUCGCCGGUUCCAUCACCAGCGGUCUGCACGAGGUCCACGGCAUCGCGGGAUGGCGCUGGCUGUUCGUCGUCGAGGGCGCCGCCACCGUCGGCGCCGCCGGCAUCGCCUUCUUCGUCCUCCCCGACUUCCCCGCCAACACCUCCAAGCUUAAGUUCAACGAGAGGGAGCGCGCCCUUGCUAUCCGCAGACUCCAGAGCGACGAGCAGGCCCUGCGCGGCGAGGAGGAGCCCGUCCUUGGCCACUGGGCUGCCUUCAAGCUUGCCAUGGUCAGCUGGAAGACAUGGCUCUUUGUCGUUGGUUACAUGGCCAUCGUCGGUUCCUCCACCCUGUCCUACUUCUACCCCACCCUCGUCAGCGGUCUCGGCUACACCUCGACCGCCGCCCAGUACAUGACGAUCCCCAUUUUCGGCGUCGCCUUCGUUUGCACGGCCAUCACCGGAUACUUCGCCGACCAGCACAGCAAGUGGCGCGGCCUGAUCCUCGGCGCCUGGAUGGCCGUCGCUAUGAUCUGCUCCAUCAUCAUCUGCGUCGUCUACAACUUCACGGCCCGCUACGCCCUCUUGGUCAUCAUGGCUUCCGGUCUGUGGGCCUCCAACGGUCUGGCCCUAUCGUACGCCUCCGUCAGCUUCGGCGACAUGGCCAACGAGACCCGCGCCAUCUCCCUUGCGUUUGUCAACGCCAUGGGUAACCUUGCCCAGAUCUACGGCGCUUACCUCUUCCCCUCGAGCGAUGCUCCCAAGUACCUCAUGGGCUUUGGUGUCAUCAGUGGAUUGUGCUUCACUGGCGUGGCUUCGUACGUUGCCCUCCACAUCUUCUUGAGAAAGAAGAACCCCCAGUACUAG